Molecule: messenger RNA, 3148 nt
Organism: Rubroshorea leprosula
Lineage: Eukaryota; Viridiplantae; Streptophyta; Magnoliopsida; Malvales; Dipterocarpaceae
Source: the annotation of a GenBank genome assembly
GAAUAAUCCAUCACUCUCCAUUCUUUGCCAAAUUGUGUUCAUCUUUAAAAAAAUGGGAAGGUUAAUAUGGUUUUCCCAAAUCCUCUGCCUUUCCUUCAUGUUGUUACAGUUUCGAGUCCAAAGCUCCUCCUCACCUUCUCAAUCUUCUUCCGAUUCACCACCACAUGUGUGCCAUCCUGGAGAACGUUCUGCAUUACUUGAUUUCAAAAGCACUACGGAUGUGAAGGCUGGCUAUUUUUGUACUCCUCGUCGUAUAAUACAAACUUGGAACGAGAGUAAAGACUGCUGCUUGUGGGAGGGCAUCACAUGCGACAAGCGGAAAGGUCACGUGAUUGGCCUUGACCUUAGCAAUAAUUGUCUUGAAGCCAAUCUAACUACAAAUAGUAGUCUCUUCCGCCUUGAGAAAUUGCAGAGUCUCAACCUUUCUGCCAAUUAUUUUUAUUUUCCUAAUAUCCCAUUUAGGUUCAACCGUUGGAAGAGUUUGAGAUAUCUUAAUCUUUCAGAUUCAAGAGGCAUGGAUGGCUCUCUCGUGUUUGAUGAGAUCUUGCUACCAAAAUUGGUUUCACUCGAUCUCUCUGUUAAUUAUGGUUUGCUUCUUGACAAUAUAAAGUUUCAAAAGCUUGCGCUUAACUUAACAGAAUUAAGGGUUCUUAUCCUUGCUUCUGUGAAUAUGUCUCUGGUAGUGCCUUCUUCCUUGCUAAACUUGACUUCCUCCUUGGAGCAUUUGAGCCUUAGAGAUUGUAGUUUGCAAGGAAACUUUCCAAGCCAAGUUUUUCACCUUCCAUCUCUCCAGUUUCUUGAUAUAGGGUACAACUCUCAUUUGAGAGGCAAUUUGCCUAAGUCAAAUUGGAGUACUCCCCUCAAGUAUUUGUAUAUGAUAUACACAAGCUUCUCAGGAGAGUUGCCUCAUUCAAUUGGAAAUCUUAAACACUUGGAGGAAUUGGACCUUUAUAAAUGUCAAUUUUAUGGAACAAUUCCUAGAUCUCUUGCAAAUCUUACAGAGAUAACUUCACUUGAUUUUUCUUUCAACAAUUUCCAAGUGCAGAAUUUUGGUGUUUUUGGAAAAAUGCACAAGCUAACUCAUUUGAUCUUUCGUGGAAACAAUUUUGGUGGUGAAAUUCCUACAUCAAUCUUCAACCUCACCCAUCUUGCUUUUUUGUCAUUGUCAUCAAACAAGCUAAUAGGUCAAAUACCAUCUUGGUUGUUUUCUCUGCCUUCUUUAUCCUUUUUAGACCUCCAAAACAAUAGACUUACAAGACCUAUUGAUCAUAUUGAGAUGCCUAACCUCAUUUUACAAGAAGUCUAUUUGUCCAAUAAUGAAAUAAGUGGUUCAAUCCCUAGCUUUUUCUUUGACCUUAUGAGUCUUCGUAAAAUCGACCUUUCUUCAAAUAAUUUAAGUGAAACCAUUACACCCAUCAUGCUUUCGAAGCUUGUAGACCUUGAGAGUCUUGAUUUCUCCAAUAAUGGUUUGCUGUCUUUAAGCAAUAAUGUCACUGGUGUCAACUAUUCCUUUCCAAAACUUCAGUCUUUCAUAUUCUCUUCUUGCAACGUACAAAAGUUCCCAACUUUCUUAAGGAAGGCAAAGAGUUUGCUAGUAUUGGAUAUUUCCAAGAACAAGAUUUCUGGUCAUAUUCACAAAUGGGAAAUAGAAGGGAUGUCAAUGGCUAGAUUACACCUUUCUUAUAACUUCUUGACCGGUAUAGAUUUAUUUGAUUUGGGACAACUUGAAAUUGUUGACCUUAGAUCCAACUUACUACAAGGAUCACUUCCCAUUCCACCAACAGUUUGGAAUUUUAGAAGACUCCUCAUUUCAGGGAAUAAUUUGACUGGCGAAAUCCCUCCUUCUUAUUGCAAUUUGAAUUCUCUUGAUAUUUUGGACUUAGCUAAUAAUAGUUUGGAAGGGAAAAUUCCAGAAUGUGCCAUCAGCAAUUCUAUGCCUGCAUUUUACUUCCCUAAGUUGAGAAUCAUUGAUGUCGCGCAGAAUGAUUUUAUGGGUCUCCUAUCGAGUAACUAUUUCAAAAUUUUGAAAGGUAUGAGAGAUGCACCAAGUGUUGAAGGCGAAUUGGCUUCUAUUUGGAUUUUCAAAUAUAUGAGUCGUUUUCCAAUUUAUUAUCAGGAUUCUGUGGAUGUAGUAGUGAAAGGCCAAACGAGGACGCUUAAUAGGGUCUUGUUAAUUUUCACAACCAUUGAUUUCUCAAGCAAUAGAUUCCAUGGACCAAUUCCUAAAGAGCUAGGAGAGCUUAAAUCACUUCGUUUGCUGAACUUGUCUCACAAUAAUCUCACUGGUCAAAUUCCAACAUCUUUGGGGAAUCUCUCAAAACUCGAAUCACUUGAUCUCUCAUCAAACAGGCUUGAAGGCAGGAUUCCACAGCAAUUUACAGAUCUAACAUUCCUUUCAUUUUUGAAUCUUUCACACAAUGAACUUGUGGGCCAAAUACCUCAAGGGAAGCAGUUCAACACUUUCUUAAAUGAUUCCUACAUUGGUAACUCUGGGUUGUGUGGAUUCCCAUUGCCAAAGAAAUGCUAUAAUGGGGAUGAUCCAGGAGCACCUCCACCAAAAUUUGAUGAAGAAGAUGACUCUGCAGCACUCUUUAAUUGGAAGUUUGCAUUGGCGGGUUAUGGGUGUGGACUGGUGUUGGGGCUUAGUCUGGGAUACAUUGCGUUCAUUACAGGAAAACCAUGGGGGGUAGUGAAGAAGGUGGAGAAAUAUCAGCAGAAAUUUGUUGAAAGAUGGAACGGCAUGCAUAAGAAGAAAAAAAUUCAAAAACCCAACCAACGCUCUUAGUUGAUAUCUAUCAUUCAUUUAUGGGACCUAAAACUCUUGAAAAAUCUCUUUCAUUUUUUGGUUAUGUAUGGAAAGAUAGAAAUAAAAUGACCACAAUUUUGGGUAUUCACUUAAUUUUGUUAGGUUUAGGUACUUUUCUUAUAGUAUUCAAGGCUCUUUAUUUUGGGGGUGUAUAUGAUACCUGGGCUCCAGGGGGGGGAGAUGUAAGAAAAAUUACCAACUUGGCUCUUAGCCCAAGUGUUAUAUUUGGUUAUUUACUAUAAUCUUCCUUUGGAGGAGAAUGAUGGAUUGUGAGUGUGGAUGAUUUAGAAGACAUAAUAUAUAUAUAUAUGUAUAUUUUCUAAAUAUAAUCUCCCUUUGCAC